AUGUCCGUUCAAAGCAACUCAAUUCAAAAAAUAGAAUACUUGCCUUUAGACCAAAUAAUAAGACCGAUUCCUCCGGUACUCGACUACUCGAAGAUCGAUACAAUGGUUUCAACAUUAAAUGGACAGCCAAUGGCGUCUCCCACCUGCAAUAUUGAAGAUAUAACUCCAGGUGAACUGCCUCCCAUCGAUGUCCUUACCGUUUCUGAAAACGGGAAAAGAAAAUAUUUUGCAUUUGGAGGAUGUCAUAGGUUUCAGGCUUACGAGAAGAGCGGUAAACAAAUGGUGAAAUGCAAGAUUCUCCCUUGCACGAAAAACCAACUUAGACUUUAUUUGGGUUCCUCCGUCGACAGCUAUUUCGAAGAAUGAUGGCGAUAGUUAUAGAUUAGAUGAUAUGUCAAUUUAUGUAUUUAAUGAAUGUCAUGUUGCAAGUUAGCUUUCGCUUGUGCUUUUAGGCUCUUUCUUGCGUUCUUCUCCUUUAUCUUCUCUAUAGUCUCGUUGAUGGUCUUUCUCCUUCUGCGAGGCUUUAGGGUCUGGAGGUCACUAUAGCCACACGAUUGCAAAAUCCCAUACCUAAUCUCAUUUAUUCCUGUGCGUUGCUUUAAAUCAUUUUCAAUCGAGUUUGCAAAGUACAUGCGCGGUUUGAUUUUAAGGUCAUUGAGUAUACUUCUGGAAAUUAGUUCUUCGUAGUGUUGAAUUCGGGACUCAUUCUUGAUCUUAUCGAUUUUGUUGAAUAUAAUGUCAAAUUGGACUCCCAUUUCAACCAAUGCUUCUAAUAUCAACUCGUCAUAUUUGUUCAGCCCCAGGUCACCGUUUAAAAUCAAGAAGCAGUUUUUUAGUUCUCUUCUUUCAGCAAGAUAUCGCAUUGUGAGCUCUCCUUGCCAUGGUUUGCCCUUCACCCCAUAGCCUGGGGAAUCCACAAGUCUAAAUAAACCUCCCACGUUGUAAAAAUUCAAGCAUGGCGUGUAACCUGCACUUUGUUUGACUUUGGCGUAUGUAGUUGCAGAUUGUUUAUUGUUGCUCAUAAGAGCAUUCACCAAAGAUGAUUUUCCAACAUUACAUCUUCCCAAAAGUAUGACCUCAGGGAGGAGCUGGCCCUUGUUUUCGUGAGAUGUUCCCGGCUGGUCGAGACCUGCUUCAGCAGCUGCCCUUCUAUCUUCGCCUGGCAACUUAUUUAGGUCAUAGAUGCUCCAAUCAAGCCUGAUUUCUGACUCGUUUAUGAUUCUGGACACAUUACCUCGAUCCAUGCUUGUUAACACCGAGACUGGAAGGUCACUUUUAUUCGCAAAAUAGUUAUUCAAAUAUGGUCCGUCUAUAGGUGACGUCGGUUUGCUGGUUUUUGAUUUCCGGUGUAUUUCUGAAAUUGCUGAACUUGUUUCCCGUAAAUGAUCGCUAGAGUUGUCAAGCCAUGAUCGAAUUUUAUUUGGAUCCAGGCCUCUGCUAACAUUUGAGCUUGUCACAGAUCUCGCUGCAUGUCGAAAGAGAUAUAACUCUUUCAUGUAUCAGGAUCAGAUACUGUAUAUCUUUUUAAUAGACUUUGACUAUUUUGAAAAAUAGCUGAAUCACUUAGAAAAAUCGAAUUCCCCAAGAUAUUUUUGACUGGUUACGUAAUGAUCAAUUGUGUACUUAUAGCGAGUAGCCAUACUUAGAUCGGCAUAAAACAGAGUUUGAGAUGCUUCACCUGUGCUGCAUGCUCUCUUUCUCAACCACCAGGAUCAAGGAAGUAUGGAGAAUUUUACAAUCUCCCAUAAAUGGGUUUGAGCGUAGUGCAGUGCGACCGUGAAUUGUAAAAACAGGAGACAAUUGUUUUGUCUCUCAUUCAAGUUUGACCCCUGUUACAGACUACUACACUUUUGCCACAUAUGAAUCCAACACCAGGGGUCGUGAAUAGCUGAGCUAUUGCCUGAUUGGGUGCAGUAGAUUGAGAUUACCCUGAUUGUCUGACAAUUGAAUUUUUCCGAUAAGUGAUCUUAUCCGUCUCC
This is a messenger RNA of Ogataea polymorpha, 1979 nucleotides long. RefSeq lists its product as uncharacterized. Bases 1 to 366 code for a protein of 121 amino acids. NCBI's taxonomy places the organism in Eukaryota, Fungi, Ascomycota, Pichiomycetes, Pichiales, Pichiaceae. Gene Ontology annotation, biological process: cellular response to oxidative stress. Gene Ontology annotation, cellular component: cytoplasm. The record is from RefSeq and is a predicted model, not a curated record. Gene Ontology annotation, molecular function: sulfiredoxin activity. The transcript has a single exon.